AUGAUACUGCUACCAAGUUUCCGAUGCGUUUUCCGAUGCUAUGCGCUUGUGUUAUUUUCAACUCCUGGGCGGUGCAGACUGAUGUUUCCUUGUUUCCAAUGCUCUUCUCCAUGCCAUGUACUAUACGUGGCACCCCAGCUUCAAUUGCUGGGCGCUGCAGACUGUAUCGGGUUUCAACACCCGUUUUUCGGGUCUCAUCAUAUCGCGCUCUGUUUUGUGCUGUGUAGAUUUAGGCUUGCACUCGUCAAAUGAUCGCUGUUCAUUCUUAUUUUCCAUCAUGAGAACUCGAGGACUGGCUCGGUAUCCUUCAAUGCUGAAGCGGACAGGCAUGGCAGCAUUGUCGAUGAUCGUCGAGACAGCAUGCAGCCUGGGGGAGUAAGUCAUGCAUAUGAAAGUCUGGGAGACCGUGGUUGAUUUAUAACAGACAAACCAUGCAGGAGGCAAUCACAGCAUUGCAUCAUUGUCUCGUGGUUGAACAUAACUUUAUUGUCUUGACGAAGGGGAAGAUAUCGGACAGAAAACCAAGAUGACAGGAAAUGAUACGGAUGUAUCAAGUAAUUGACAGCAACGUGGAGCGUAUGUAUGUUGUGGACAUGACAAGGCAGCACCUGAAUAAGUUGAAGUCGGAUGGGAAGAGUAGGCAAUAGAGGCUAGAUAUGAGCAAUCGCGAAGAUGAGAAGCAUUUUCAUAACAAG
Suillus plorans is the source of this 695-nucleotide messenger RNA. RefSeq lists its product as uncharacterized. The coding region runs from base 1 to 252 and encodes 83 amino acids. The transcript is spliced from 3 exons. Lineage: Eukaryota; Fungi; Basidiomycota; Agaricomycetes; Boletales; Suillaceae. The record is from RefSeq and is a predicted model, not a curated record.